Messenger RNA from Morone saxatilis (striped sea-bass), 2724 nucleotides. It is a transcript of the gene tal1, whose product is annotated as T-cell acute lymphocytic leukemia 1. Gene Ontology annotation, molecular function: protein dimerization activity; DNA-binding transcription factor activity, RNA polymerase II-specific; RNA polymerase II cis-regulatory region sequence-specific DNA binding. The record is from RefSeq and is a predicted model, not a curated record. The transcript is spliced from 4 exons. Gene Ontology annotation, biological process: regulation of transcription by RNA polymerase II. Lineage: Eukaryota; Metazoa; Chordata; Actinopteri; Moronidae.
CAACUGGCAGAAAAAAAAAAAAAAGAAAAACCUCAGACAUGGAUGACCCACUCACAAAAUGGCUCCACUUACACAGUAACAUCAACAACACGGCUGGAACGGACGUAGUGGACUCGAGCGAGUGGUGACGGUAUAAAAAUGAUGGAAAAACGGCAGCCGGAGCUUUGUCCUGGAAGUCCUGAUGCAGAGUCCGGUCCUGUAAAGCGAGAGGACUCCUCCAUCAUCUCCAGACAGAACGGAUGCAAGGAGGACGAGGAGUCGAGGAGAGAGGGGGGGGAGAAGGAGAAGGGAGGGCGCUUCAAGGGGGUUGAGGAGACGGAUGACGUUCCUCUGCAGAACUCGAGCAACGGGACCAGCAUCAGCAUCAUCAUCAACGGCGUUGCCAAGGAAACUGCCUCUCACAACGCCCUUGACCUGAAAAGGGAAGUGCCGGUGAUCGAGCUCUCCAGGAGGGACGCUAUAAAAGCGCUGGAGCAGAGGACUGAAAGCCAUUUGGUGCCGAUCACGGAACUUCGCAGACCUCCACCGCUGCCGCUGCCGCCGCCGCAACGAGACGACGCUCGAAUGGUCCAACUGAGCCCAAACGCGUUCCCUGUCCCGGCCCGGGCGAUGCUCUACAACCUGGCGCAGCCUCUCGCCGCCAUCAACAGGUACCCGGCGCCUUAUGAGGUUGAACUCGACGAGGGUAGGCGCAUUUUAGAUCUUUAUAAGUAUGCUGGCCAGCCAAAGAUUGUGCGACGUAUCUUCACUAACAGUCGUGAACGCUGGCGACAGCAGAAUGUAAAUGGGGCAUUUGCAGAGCUUCGCAAACUCAUCCCCACUCACCCCCCAGACAAGAAGCUGAGCAAGAAUGAGAUCCUGCGGCUUGCUAUGAAGUACAUCAGCUUCCUCUCCAACCUCCUGGAGGACCAGGAUGGAGGGAGGAAUGUUGGCAGCACAACUGAUGGGGAAACAGGGCUGCUGGUUGGGGCCCAUGAGGGGGGCCCACAGGGUGGACCACAUCAGGACACAGUUGUGGGCUUGGCCAGGGACGAUCUUCUGGAAACAAUGUCACCGGGUUCCAGCUGUGGAAGCCUGCCUGAUGGCGAUGCCGAGGGCAGUCCUGAGAGCUUCAUGGAGGACCAGGACUCACCUCCUGCUCCAAGGACUCUAACAGCUUCACGCGGGCCCCCGCUUCAUCUAGCUUCUAGGGAUCUCAGGCGCAAUGGACGCCCUUUAGAUGGCUCCAGUCGCCGAUGAUGCUGAUGCCAAAAGACACGGACACAAGACCUGAGACUGAAAGAGAACAUUGAGAGGAACUGGAAAGGAGAUGGAUAUGCUCAGGACCUGUUAGCUUUGAGUUGUCAGUGUAGGAAGGAGAAUCAAUCUCUGUGAAGAGAGAUAGUGUUGUCCAAACUGGAUCAUGAGUACGUUCCUGUCUUCGCGCUACACCUGAGGCAGCACUGAUGAAUUGCUUGGUUUGAUUGGUGAUCGGUUGAAUUUGAUCCGACAAAAGACUUGUAAAUUCUGCAUGUCUCAUGUCUUUGACUGAUCUGCGGAUUAUAACUUUUCUGUGUUUUCCAAAGUCCAAAGACAGGAUAUUCUAAAUAAUUAAAACAGAGAAAAAGGAAAACAAGACCAAACCAAACCAAAAAUCAAUCAAGAGAUUGAAGUUUUGGCCAAUGCUUCACUAAUGAUACUAUUGAUUACAUUGUGGUGCAGUCAGAAUAAAUCCAAUAUGCUUGCAGAGUGCUGCAAGUAAAUGGUCCUAAAACAUCAAUGAAUAAACCCAGUGGAUUUAAGCCCAACAAAUUUGAUGUGUCAGAAUAAUGACACAAAAGUAAAUUUGCCUCAGUUGGAGGCCGUAAAUAAAUCGACCAGACUCUAUUGUACCCAUGCAGUUGCGUAUGUAUUGUAAAUAGCAUUAUAUUUCCACUGCACAGUGUAACAACAGUGACUCGAGUUCAAGUCAUGUGGUUUAAGAUGUACCAUAGUGUGUUUGUCAAUGGGUUUACUAGCAAAAUGGUCUUUUAGGAGACGUGAAAUGAGGAAGAGGAGAGAAGAGAUGAGAUGAACUCAAAAGGUAAAGCAAGCAACUGAUCAUAGUACAUCAAAUGUGGUACCAUUUACUUCUGUUACACACUUUGGUGAUGAGAAAAUUACACCAAAUACGGCAACAGACAGUCAAACAGUUUCACUGCCUGGAAUGAAUAUAUCUAUUUGAAAUUGCUGUGGAGGUACAAGACAUGCAGUGUUUCUUAAAGUGUACAAAAUAUGGGUCGUAUGAUAACAUGAAGUGACUCAUGCAGUCCUUUUGAUAUGAAUGUUUCAGUGUUUUUUUAACUGUAAUGCAGUUGUAGUUUAGUAAGGUACACAAAUAAAUCCCUUCAUUGCCGCAUUUCACAUAUACACAUAGAGACGUGGACACACACACACACACAAUCAAUCACACAUACACAUGCACACACUACACACAGUGUUAAUAUCAUAAUAACACCAGCAGUUUUCUGACAAAUGCAGUUAAGUAUUGCUCACUGUUGUUGGUUAUUCUGCUUUUUCAGCAGGACCUAGUAGCCUAUAUUGGUACCUUUGGUAACUAUGGUAUUUUAUGAAUUGCAGUAAAGGGACAUUGUACGUUUGGUAAUGACAUAUUUGUUGUAUGAUAGCUGUAUCUAUAAAUAUAUCCAAUGUUAAAUCAAUGAAUUUUAUACAAAACCCUUGAAUAAAACACGCAGAGGAAAAGCC